Molecule: messenger RNA, 1585 nt
Organism: Bactrocera tryoni
Lineage: Eukaryota; Metazoa; Arthropoda; Insecta; Diptera; Tephritidae
Product: 2-aminoadipate transaminase
Exons: 7
Coding region: 16-1473 (485 amino acids)
Biological process (GO): biosynthetic process
Molecular function (GO): pyridoxal phosphate binding; L-2-aminoadipate:2-oxoglutarate transaminase activity
Source: RefSeq, a predicted model, not a curated record
UUUUAAUUGUAUAGUAUGUGCUCUAGAUUUUUGUACACAACUCUUCUUCGGCUAAAACUAAACGUUAAAAAUAGAAAUAUAAAGCCAGAAAAAUAUUUUGUCACUGAGCUUGGGAAACAUUCAUAUCUUCAAGCAACUAAUCCGCUAUGCGCGAUAAACAAAACACAAACACCCGAAGUAAUAGUCAGUGAUUCUCCUUCGUUGGAGGUGAUUAGAGGUGAAAUGGCGCCUGUCAAUGUCGAUCGCAAGCUAAAACAUUUAUUUGAUGGUAGCGACUGGAAUGUUUAUGACGACAACAUCCUUAAUUUGGGCGUAGGUGCUCCAGGUCCAGAUUUAUUGCAGAACUGCUGUGAUAUUUUUGAAGCAGCUACAAAGCAUAGACUAAAACAUGAAAAACAAAGCAAUUUAUCCUAUCUUUUCCAAUACGGGCCCACUAGUGGAUCAGUAGAAAUACGAAAUGCUAUCGCAGAAUACUUCAGUUCUCUAUAUGUUGAUGAUCCCGUAAAAAGUGAGGAUCUUAUUAUAACAACUGGUGCAUCGCAAGGAUUACAUUUUGUCUUAUCAACUCUGCUUGAUUUAAAUGGUGUAAUUUUUGUUGACGAAGUUACUUAUAUGAUUGCAUUGGAUACUAUAAAACAAUUCACAACUCUUACCAUCGUACCGUUAAAACUUAAUGACGAUGGAGUUGAUGUGAAGGAACUUGAAAAAUUAGUACGGGAAAAACGAUUUCAAUCAAAAUCUAAAACCUUCUGGGCAAUGUACUAUACCAUUCCAACUUAUCAUAAUCCAACUGGUAUACUUUUUUCUGAAGCUGUUUGCCAAGAGCUUGCGAAUUUAGCUAGGGAAUAUGACUUCUUAAUACUAUGUGACGACGUUUAUAAUAUCCUAAAUUACACAAGUUCGAAGCCAACGAAGCGCUUAUUUGCCUACGAUAAUGGCCCAGGAAAUAUAAUUUCAAAUGGAAGUUUCGCAAAGCUAAUUGGACCAGGUGUUCGAGUAGGUUGGUUGGAGGUACCUGCCCGAUUAAAACCAAUUUUAGAAAAUUCUGGUAUCUUGAAUAGUGGCGGCUGCUUUAAUAAUUAUACAUCGGGCAUAUUAGCCAGUCUUUUUGAACUAAAAUUGGCACAAGAACAUAUUGCCAUUGUGAAGCGUGCUUAUAAAGAACGCAUGUUGGCAGCUUGUGAAAUACUUGAAAAAAAUUUGCCUGUCAGUUGCAAAUGGAUUAAACCGUUAGGAGGAUAUUUCAUUUGGAUUUCUCUACCAACGAAUACAGAUGCUGGGAAACUUUUACAAACAUGUUUACAAGAUGAGAAAAUAUUUUUUAUUAUCGGUUCUCGUUUUGCUUACGAACCUAUGGUGGCAAAUCAUUGUUUACGUUUAUCUAUUUCAUUUCACAAAAAGGAUAAAUUAGUUGAUGGUGUCACACGCUUCUGUGCAGUGCUGAAACGUUAUCUGGAAGAACCCAAAAAAUGAAAAAACAACAAUUUUUCUUUUAUGUACAUAUAUAUCACAAUCCAAUCAUAUAUUAGUGGGAUUUUUAGAAAUAUAUUGGCAAAUAAUAAAAAAAAAAAUUGAAUAAAGUUUA